CACACACACAUACAGAGAGAGAGAGAGUAUGAUGAUGGCGCCGCCGUCCGUGGCUCCUCUCACCCCGCUGGUACCAGCAUCACCUCCGGUCCAGUGAUGAUUCGGGACGAUGGAGAAGUUGUCGGUGAGCGUGUCGGAGAUCGCGUGGAGUCCGCUCGCGCUGCCUCUGGACGCGGUGGUCAGCAAGUUCCGGCUGCCCACGCUGGUUCGUCUGGAUCGCGAUGAGUGUGAGGGCCUGUCAGAGGAAGACGUGGUGCUGCUGCACUCGUGUCGUCAGUGGACCACGGUGACAGCUCACAGUUUAGAGGAGGGACACUACGUCAUCGGGCCCAAGAUUGACAUCCCUCUGCAAUACCAAGGGAAGUUCAAGUUGCUGGAUGAAGACCGGGAUGUCAGGGAUCCGAUCCAGCAUUUCUCCAGCGUGGAGGAAAUUGCUGCAGUCUUCCCUGACCGGGUCUUCGUCUUGGACACGGUCACGUUCAGUGUCAAGGUGGUUUCGGGGGAGUUCAGUGAGGACAGUGAGCCCUACAGCUUCACACUGCAGGCAGGUGAUGAGCUGUCACUCAUGGGCAAGGCGGAGCUUCUCUGUGCCACACCCUCUAAGGAAAAGACCGGGCUGAGCGCGCUGUUAAGACGCCUGGGAAAGACCCCGCGAUGUAAAACUCCAUGCCUGGUCUGCAUGAACCACCGCACCAAUCAGAGCGUCAGCCUACCCUUUGCCUGCCGUGGACGCUUUUGCACACGUUCCCCUCUGGAGCAGGGCAUGCUGGGAGGAGAGCACACCGUACGCAGCAUCAUCGAGAGAGUUCGUCUCCCCGUCAAUGUGUCCGUGCCAUCGCGGCCGCCGCGAAACCCCUACGACCGCCACGCGGUGAGGGAGGGCCACCGCUACAAGCUGCUCAACAUCGUCAGCAAGACAGUGGUGCUGUGCAUGGUGCUUCGCCGACAGGAAGUCUCCCCCUCUCAUUUCUGCUGCUGGCGCUGCAUGCCUCGGUUUAACGUCGCAGAGGCUUCCGUCCACACAGCGGUGCUAGAGAGCUUGUUGCUGCGACACGCAUUUGACCCUGAUGCCUACUCGCGUGCCGUUCGAGAAACCAGGCCAGAGCUGGAGUGUAUGACAGAAGAGUGCGUGAGCCCGCGCCGCUCCCGCAUAUGUGUGUCGGGUCAGGACUCACGCCCGGCGCUGCAACGCCUCUCGCUGUGUGGCUAUGGGGGCGGGGUUUCAGAUGGUCUAUCACAGCGCUGCAGAGACUCUGGGGAGCAGCUGGGGGAGGGGCCAGGUGAGGAGAGGGAGUACGUGACUGCCGAGUGGACUGAACCUGAAAUGAGGGGCAGUGAGGAGAUCCCCUACGAGGAACUCUGGACCAAUCAGAACACAGAAGGCUUAGGGAAGGCAAACCUCAUCUCCUUCCAUUCAUCUUCAUCAAUGGACGGUUCUGUCGGUACUGUUGUGACACGAGUGUCGACGCCCACCUGUACCUCCAAAUCAGACGCUGUGAGAGAGGAAUGCCGUUUUCUGAUCGCCCCUCCUGUCCCUCCACGAUGCUCUAAAGGAGGCUCCAUCUCCAGUCCAGCACCAAGCCCCCCCGUGCCUCUACGCUUCCCCAGAACUUCCACCUCCCCCAGACCCAACCUCUCCUUCUACUCAUCUGGACUGCAGGACAGCUGCUCUCCGUCUUCAGAUACUUCUCUCUAUUGUUAUCCGUGUUCCUGGACUGACUGCCCUGCCCCUAAUUCUACCAGUUCAGAGUCAGUCCCUGCUGUCCACGCGGAAGGCACCGCUAAUCAUCAGCCGGCACAAGCCACCUGGUCAGAGCCAUGGGCAGAUUCCUUCACCUCCGGGCCUCGUCUAAGACCACCACCUCCUCAUAGUCGAUUUGCUCCAUUUGGGGCAUUGAACCCCUUCAACCGCCAAUCCCCUUGCCCCUCACCCGAGCCUGCUGUCAAUCCCACAAUGGAUUCUUCCAGAGGGGCAGAGGGGGGUGGGAUUUCCACUGAGGGCACUGAAGGUUUGGCCCUGCCCACUGAUCCCACCUGGCGCCCUCCUGCAGACUUGUCUGCGCUGUCACUGGAAGAAGUGUCGGCCUGCCUCCGGUUCAUCGGCCUGUCAGAGGCGGCAGUGGCCAUUUUUCAGAGAGAGCGAAUCGAUGGUAGCCUUCUAGUGCAGCUGACUGAGGACAUCCUGUCACAUGACUUCCACCUGAGCCGACUCCAUGUCACCAAGAUCAUACAGUUCAUACAGGGCUGGAGACCCAAGAUCUAACACCCAAAAACAUACAACUGUCCUGAUAAUAUGCCUGUCGGCUGCUGAGCCAUUCUCAAUGUGCCUUCCACUGUGACAAACUGACUGCUGAGCCCCAAUCACUGAAGGUGAAACUGUGCCACCCUGUGGUCAAACUAUGGUACGGACAACUGACGGAUAUGCUGUCUGAAUCAGAAUUACUAACCAGUAGGAACAAUGUGCCAUGUCACGACGGACCUUUGGCACAAACGAUCAACCACACCUUCUGUUAAAAGAUAGAAGGGUUUUGUGCACUACUUGAUCUGAUAUUGCCUCUAUACUAUAGUGCUAAGCACACUGCAGAACAAAAUCCCAUUAGUAAUGGAAAGGAAGUAGAAAAAUACCUUUGUUUUACAUUCAAAACAUGUUGGGACAAAAUGUUAAAUGCAACCGUCAUACACUAUAAUUCACAUUUAAACUCUUAAUUUUUCAUCAGUGUUGUAGCUCUGCAACAAUGAUUACUUUAGUUUUACAUGUUUCCUUAUUUACAGAACAUUAUUGGUUUAUUGCCCAUUUUGGAAGCAUUUUGUAAUUUGAGUUCUUUAGUUCCACACUACUAUUGAUGUAAACUGAUUUAAAAUCCUGUGCAUACUGUAUUUCUUCAAUGUAAUGCCCUGAAAAGCUGACUUAUUACCGUUCGGCCCUAAGGAAAAUACAAGAUUGUUAAACCAGAGACCAAUGGCGACUACUAAAUGUCUUUAGUUUAAAGUCUCUUUGAAGGAUCUAUGGUUAUCACUGGAAUGACUUUGUGUCGAACAAGCGGU
Messenger RNA from Thalassophryne amazonica, 3045 nucleotides. It is a transcript of the gene garem2, whose product is annotated as GRB2 associated, regulator of MAPK1-like. Lineage: Eukaryota; Metazoa; Chordata; Actinopteri; Batrachoidiformes; Batrachoididae. The record is from RefSeq and is a predicted model, not a curated record.